Molecule: messenger RNA, 2305 nt
Organism: Doryrhamphus excisus (bluestripe pipefish)
Lineage: Eukaryota; Metazoa; Chordata; Actinopteri; Syngnathiformes; Syngnathidae
Gene: klhl23
Product: kelch-like family member 23
Molecular function (GO): protein binding
Source: RefSeq, a predicted model, not a curated record
UCGGUGUGACUGGUGGGGGGGGGGCUGGGGGAUUCCUCUGAAUGGAUUUUGUCAAGGACGUGCAUGUGGGGCAGCAGGAGGCGAGGUGGGGGGAUGGACGCAUUGCACACAAGCACCAAAAUAGGACAGAAGGCCUGCCUGUGACGUCCCGCCUGUGCUAAAUUUAUUUUCAUGGAGAGGAGCAAACAGAAAGAGAGAAGACGGUCAUCGAGGAGCAUUCAUGGAGAAGGAGAAGAUGUCCCAUCAGCAGAAGGAUGGCUACACCUACGAGUUCCGCGAUGCAGAACAUCCAUCUGAGCUCCUGCACGCCCUGAGACGCUUCUACCUCAAGGGUCUGUUUACUGACAUCACGUUGCAGUGCGGCGACUCCGGUGAGGUGUUCCACUGCCACAAGGCGCUCCUGUCGGCGAGGAGCUCCUAUUUCCAAGUCAUGUUCACAGCUGACAUGAGGGAGCGUUCCAACAGCGUCAUUAAGCUAACCGGGGUGGACUACAGGGUUCUGGGCGCUCUGGUCAAUUACGUUUACACGUCUCAGGUGAGCAUCACAGAGAAGAACGUGCAGAGCCUGCUGGAGGCGGCGGACCUGCUGCAGUUCAUCCCCGUCAAAGAAGCGUGCCAAGCUUUCCUGGUUCGAGUCCUGGAUGUGGACAACUGCUUGGGCAUGCAUGCUUUUGCUCAGCUCCACUUGUGUCCUCAACUGGAGCGUGAAGCCCGGAGGAUGAUACUGAGCAGGUUCUCAGAGCUGAUCCAGCAGGAGGAGUUCCUGGAUUUGGAUCUGAAUAGAAUCCGGACCCUUGUAGCUGCGCAGACGCUGAGCGCACCGAAAGAUGAAGUGUUGAUAGACGCGGUGGCUAAAUGGCUGACCCACGACUCGGAGAACCGUCUUCAUUAUGCUGUGGACCUGCUCCGGUCCAUCCAUGUGGACUUGGAUGAGACUGACUUCAGAGCGAGCUUGGCGAUGCAAAAGCAGUUCUUGGUGGGGAGCGUUGAGAGACUUAAAUCUACCAUCAUGAAGGCUUCCCGACCAAAGGAGAUACACGGCGGCGGGAAAAAAACGGCAUCAAACAUGUACAUCAUCGGAGGUUACUACUGGCACCCUCUGUGCGAAGUUCACAUAUGGGAUCCGUCCAGCGACACGUGGCUGCGAGGGAAAGACAUGCCGGAUCACGCCAGAGAGAGCUACAGUGUGGCUUUACUGGGGGCGGACAUCUACGUGACUGGCGGCUACAGGACCAACACGGUGGAAGCUCUGGACUUGGUCUUUAUUUAUAACUGCGACCAUGACGACUGGACCGAGGGCUGCCCCAUGAUCACGGCCAGAUACUACCAUUGCUCCGUGGCGCUGCACGGCUGCAUUUACGCCAUAGGGGGCUACAGGGGGGGCGCUCCAGAACAGGAAACGGAAUGUUAUGACCCACUCAAGAAGACAUGGUUCCCUGGCGCAAGAAUGAUCCAAGGCGUAGGAAAUGCCACCGCUUGUGCGGCGGGAGAUAAGAUCUAUGUGACGGGAGGCCACUAUGGCUUCAGAGGAAGUUGCACCUACGAGAAGAUCCAAGUUUACAAGCCCGAUACCAACGAGUGGAGCAUCAUCACCAUCAGCCCUCAUCCAGAGUAUGGACUGUGUUCCGUGUCUUUGGAGAAGAAACUAUAUUUGGUGGGGGGGCAGACCACGAUUGCAGACUGUUAUGACACAGAAGGGGAGGAAUGGAGCUCCAUAUCGGUGAUGAAGGAGAGGAGAAUGGAGUGUGGCGCCACGGUGAUGAACGCUUGCAUCUACGUGACGGGAGGGUACUCCUACUCCAAAGGGAUGUACCUGCAGAGCAUAGAGAGAUACCACCCACAGCUGGACACCUGGGAGAUGGUGGGGACUCUUCCAGGACCUUCCAGAUCACACGGAUGUGUUUGUUUUUACAGAGUUUAGUGUCCCGAUGAAUGGUUGCCAUUUUUUGCCAAAUAAUGCAAGUAUCCGUCCAACCGUCCGCCUUCCGUCGUUGAUCCGAGGUCGGCUCACAGGGGGCAGCAGCUUAACUUCCCUCCUCCGGGCCCCUCCCAGUGGAUCCCAGGCCAGUUGGAAACAGUCUCUCCAAUGGGUCUUCUAUAUGGACCUCCCCAGGGAUGUAUCUGGGAGGCAUCCUGACCACAUUCCCGAGACACCUCAUCUGGUUCUACUGAGUUUCUCCAAGAUGACAGUAGAUCCUAAAAAAACAGUGAUCCUGUCAUAUACUGUAAAGCAGGGGUCUCAAACUCAAUUUACUUGGGGGCCACUGGAGCUCGGGUCUGGGUGAGACUGGGCCGCAUCAGGUUU